Tinamus guttatus (white-throated tinamou) is the source of this 1195-nucleotide messenger RNA. The record is from RefSeq and is a predicted model, not a curated record. Lineage: Eukaryota; Metazoa; Chordata; Aves; Tinamiformes; Tinamidae.
AUGACUCAAGGUGGCGCGGACUGGCAGCUCCAGGGCCGCUCAGUGCAAAGAGUCCAGCAGGUAUCCCUUGGGAAAGGCGGCCAGGGAGGCAUCUCCCAGCCAGGAGGGAGGCAGGCGCAGCGUAUCCCAGGAAGCUGCUGCACAGCCGGAGGCAGCUGGGGAGCACAGGUCCUCUCCCCUCCCCGGCCACGUUACGCAGAUUAUCCCAGACGUCCGUCCAUCAAAGGACACGGGGAUACACAUACCUCAAAUAUUUACGGUGCCUGCACUUGGAGAACGAGACGGAGCAGUGUGGGAAUUCCCUCCUCGUGCCGGCUGUCCCAGGCCGAGUCGGAGCUGAGGUGCCGUGUCCCGGGGGGAAAGCUGUGCAGCGGCAGAGGCGCGUGUGACUGUGGAGUCUGCAUCUGCCAAGUGACCGAGGCCGGCAAAUACUACGGUCCGCUGUGUGAGUGCCAUGACUGGGUGUGUGAGAGCUAUGAUGGGAAGACCUGUGCAGGCCAUGGGAAGUGUGACUGUGGGAAGUGCAAAUGUGAUGAUGGCUGGUAUGGUGAAGCUUGUCAGUACCCAACUACUUGCAAUCUUACUCGUAAGAAAAGCAAUGAAAUGUGCAAGAAUUCUCAAGACAUCAUCUGUUCUGGUGCAGGCACAUGUCAGUGUGGCAGGUGUAAAUGUGGGAACUCAGAAGGGACUGGAAUGGUCUAUGGGAAGUUUUGUGAAUGCGAUGACAGAGAAUGCAUAGACGAUGAAACAGAAGAGAUUUGCACAGGCCAUGGAAAGUGUUACUGUGGAAACUGUUACUGUGAGGCUGGUUGGCAUGGAGAUAAAUGUGAAUUCCAGUGCGACAUCACCCCUUGGGAGAUCAAGAAAAGAUGCACAUCUCCAGAUGGCAAAAUCUGCAGCAACAGAGGCACAUGUGUAUGUGGUGAAUGUACAUGUCAUGAUGUGGACCCAACUGGCGACUGGGGAGAUAUUCAUGGAGAUACUUGUGAGUGUGAUGAAAGAAACUGCAAAGCAGUUUAUGAUAGAUAUUCUGAUGACUUCUGUUCAGGUCAUGGACAAUGUAAUUGCGGAAGGUGUGACUGUAAAGAAGGAUGGACCGGGAAGAAGUGUGAACAUCCACGUUCCUGUCCUUUGUCAGUUGAGGAAAGUGCUAAGAAAUGCCAAGGAAAUUCUAAUUUACUUUGCUCUGGAAGAG